Molecule: messenger RNA, 2260 nt
Organism: Cannabis sativa
Lineage: Eukaryota; Viridiplantae; Streptophyta; Magnoliopsida; Rosales; Cannabaceae
Product: putative expansin-A17
Exons: 3
Coding region: 636-1403 (255 amino acids)
Biological process (GO): plant-type cell wall organization
Cellular component (GO): extracellular region
Source: RefSeq, a predicted model, not a curated record
AAUAAAUUUGAAGGUUUUUGAACACACGUGGUAAAUUGAAAUAUCAAGAAUUCUAUUUUCUGUAUUGUAAAUUAUUCAGAAUGUUUAAAAAAUUUACAAAAUAAUAUUGUAACUAUAACGAAUACAAUAUUAUUAUAAAAAUAAAAAUAUUUUAGCAAGUAAUUUUAAAAUAUAGAAAUUAACUAAGAGGUUGUAAUAAGGAAUUAUAAUUAGAACACAGAUAUAAAAUAAGAAAAAAAAAAGGGAAAUAGGCAUGAUGUGCGUAUAGAAUUAUUAUUAUGUUUUUUUUUAAUGUAAUAAACACUAUUAGGCAUCUACAGUUUGUGUUUAUGACUUGAACAACAAGAUCAUAAGAAUCAAGUGGGUGUUUACUAAUUUCCAAAUUGAUAAAUAACUCAAGUGCACAAGCUCUUAAAUUACGGCUAACAUUGUUAUUCUUAUAUAUAGGAUGCACAUUACCAUCUUAGUGAUGAUCAGCAGUCAACGGCUUCAUUAACAUAAUUUUUUAUUCCAAUUUCUAUUAUGAAUUAUAUUCUGUAAGCCGUACAAUAUUGACAUUAUGGGAUUAUAAAUAGCCAUUAAAAGCAGCUUAUUGAGAUAUAAAAGAUAGAGAGAAAGAAAAAGAGAGAUAAUCAAUGGAGACAUAUUACGUUGUUUCUUGUGUUUUAUUGUUUGUUGGAGUAAUUUCAACCCAGCUCAGAGGAACAUCAGCCGCUUGGCAACAAGCCCAUGCAACUUUCUAUGGUGGAAGCGAUGCUUCAGGAACAAUGGGGGGUGCAUGCGGUUAUGGAAACCUGUACACUGAUGGGUAUGGAACAAAGACGGCUGCUCUGAGCACUGCUUUGUUCAACGAUGGAAAAUCAUGCGGUGGGUGCUAUCAGAUAGUGUGUGAUGGGACCAAGGUGCCCCAAUGGUGUCUCAAGGGCACUUCCAUUACCAUCACUGCUACAAACUUCUGUCCACCAAACUAUGCUCAAGCCAGUGACAACGGCGGCUGGUGCAACCCUCCCCGCCCUCAUUUCGACAUGUCUCAGCCUGCAUUCGAGACCAUUGCCAAAUACAGAGCCGGGAUCGUUCCCAUCUUCUAUAGGAAAGUUGGAUGCAAGAAAAGUGGAGGCAUCAGAUUCACCAUUAACGGAAGAGACUACUUUGAAUUAGUGCUCAUAUCCAACGUAGGAGGAACUGGAGAUAUUUCCAACGUAUGGAUCAAAGGCUCUAAAACCAACAAAUGGGAAACCAUGUCCAGAAACUGGGGUUCCAAUUGGCAGAGCCUUAUGUAUCUCAACGGCCAAACCUUGUCAUUUAAGAUUCAAGCCACAAAUGGUAAGACCCGAACCGUUCUCAAUGCAGUGCCUUCUAAUUGGAAGUUCGGCCAGUCUUUCACCACCAAAGUUCAAUUUUAAGCUCAACUACUACAGGACCACCGCCACUAGCUCGCCUCUGCUACUAAUUUAUCUAAACUUUGUAUUAUUCUGUAUUCUAUUUUAUUAUCUUUUCGUUUUCUUGUUUUACUUUUACUCAAGUAAUUAUGUACUGCGCCUUCUUGGCUUGUGGCUCUGCGUUUUUUGCCAGAAAGCCCACCAAGAAAGGCUUAAAAGAAGUUGGACUCAUUUCCAACUCUGAUAGUGAAAAUAUACACAGCACAGAGAGCCAUAGGGCAAUCCAAUUUAUCUCUUUUUAAUAAAUAUAUAAGAAUUACUUCUCAACCAUGAAAUGACUUUAAAUCACCAGGACAUUUUCAAACAAAUUUGCGCUUAAAUCUUAUUUAGAAUAAUAAGAAGAAGAAAACAAAGGUAUGUAUUAGAUUUCCUUAAUUGAAAAUGAGGGAAAUUGCACGUUUGACAUAGAGUGAUGUAAGUUAGGGGCACCAAGUGUCGGUUGUGUGGUAGCCAAAAAGUCUUCUCAUAAUGUGUGGAACUGGAACUGGAACCGGAACUGGAAUUGCAACCGCAACGCUCUUCAACCAUGAAGGCAGGAGCAGAGAUUCAUUCAGCAACUCCAAUGAAGCAUCCACCAAAUGGUCAAAGGGCUUGUUGAUAAUCAAGGACCAGAUAUCAUUAGUAGAAGAAUAGAGGAACACAAGAAACCAUGUCAUCUGCGCAUAACCCGCUGGCGCUCUCUUUUGCGGAAGCGCUCUAGCAUAAAUUGAUCAGUUGCAGCUUGCCUUUGUCCAGCUGCCUCUGUGCCAGUAUCGGCUUGUCUGGGUGCACCACCACCUUCUUCUUGUGAGCUCCUGUCUUUGUAGAGCUCAGGAUGCUCU